UGGCGUGGGUUUGAAGCCGGGCGUGGGGCGGGGUAGUAAAUGACAUGGCAGGCUCUCAAUGGCCAAACCAAAAUCAUGCCCCUAAACCCAAGCCCACAACCCAAUUGGGCGUGGGUUUGAGUGGUGGGGGACCUCCCAUUCCACGUGUCAACAAAUGCCCCAACCCAAGCCCCACCAUACCCCAUAGCCUAAAUAUAUAUUUAAUUCAUUAAAUUAAACUAUAUAAACAAUUAGCUCGUUUAGGCUGCUGAUAAAUGAAGCUCAGGCUCUGGAUCGCUUACUAAACGGGCUUAUUUUUUGGCUCGAGCACGGGUGCUGGCUCAUAUAAGGUUGAUUCAAUUCGAUUUUUUAGCGAGCCGAUCUCGACCAGUUUUCGAGCGGCUUGGCUCGUUUACGCCCCUAGUAAGAUUCACAAUUCAUAUGUUUUCUAACUUAAACUUCUGUUUAUGAUUGCAGGGCUUAAUGAUACUUACCAUGACUCAAUUCAUACCACCCUUAAAGCCAUGUGGAGUUGAAGAUGCAAAUUGUGUUCAUCCAACAAGCAUUCACAAAUUCGCCUUCUUCACAGCAAUGUACUGUCUUUCUCUAGGAACCGGCGGCAUUAAACCGUCGCUAGAAAGCUUUGGAGCGGACCAGUUUGACGACGAUGAUCCAGACGAACGAAAGGGAAAGAUGUCGUAUUUCAACUGGUGGAAUGCAGCAAUGUGUGGCGGACUUGUGCUAGGAGUAACCAUUAUGGCUUAUGUACAAGACAACUUUGGUUGGGGGACCGCGGACCUCAUUCUUACCGUUGCAAUGCUCUUAACUACCAUUAUAUUCUACCUUGGAAAGCCGUUUUACAGGUACCGUAUGCCCCAAGGUAGCCCGUUAACACCGGUAGUACAGGUUCUUGUCGCAGCGGUUAGGAAGCGAAAGCUACCUUAUCCUUCGAGCCAGGAUUCGUUUUAUGAAUCCGCAAACCCUCAAGCAAGAAUACUGUCACAUACAAGUAGACUUAAAUUUCUUGAUAAAGCGUGUCUUGUCGUGGAAAACGAGAUAUCAGAAGGGAAGAAACCGUCCCCGUGGAAGCUCACAACGGUUACCAAAGUCGAAGAAACAAAGCUCAUAGUAAACGCGAUCCCAAUAUGGUUCGCGUCUCUGCUUUUCGGCGUAUGCGUUGCACAAGGCGGAACAUUCUACGUGAAACAAAGCGGUACACUAAACCGGAAGAUAGGUAAUAGUUUCGUGAUACCACCAGCGAGUAUUCACGCGAUUUCAGCGUUCGCUAUGCUGUUCUUCGUCGUAUGCUACGACAAGAUCUUAACCCCGAUACUAAGGAAAGUAACGGGGAAAGAACGUGGGAUUCCGAUCCUUCGAAGAGUUGGAAUAGGUAUGAUAUUUUCUAUUAUCGGUAUGGUCGUUGCAGCGUUGGUUGAGAAGCGGAGAUUAACCGUUGCGGAAAAGGAACAAACUCGGGUUCUUUCGAUGAGCGUGUUUUGGCUAACGCCGCAGUACUUUAUUCAGGGGAUAGGAGACGCGUUUACGCUUGUGGGUUUGCAGGAGUAUUUUUAUGAGCAAGUACCCGACUCGAUGAGAAGCAUAGGCAUAGCGUUAUAUUCGAGUGUGCUUGGUGUCGCGAAUUUUUAUAGCAGUUUUCUGAUCGUUGUUGUUGGUCGUGUUACGGGGAAGUUUGGGUCAAGUUGGUUCGGGAAGGAUUUAAAUAGCAGUCGGUUAGAUAAGUUUUACUGGCUGCUGGCAGCUAUGAACGGGUUGAACUUGGGCGUAUAUUUUCUACUGACGAGAAAAUAUUCGUACAAAAAUGUGCAAAGAAAAGUAGUUGUAUCUCGUAAGUGAUGAAUGGGCUGUAUUAUGUG
This is a messenger RNA of Helianthus annuus (common sunflower), 1853 nucleotides long. Its product is annotated as protein NRT1/ PTR FAMILY 5.7-like. The coding region runs from base 463 to 1833 and encodes 456 amino acids. The record is from RefSeq and is a predicted model, not a curated record. Lineage: Eukaryota; Viridiplantae; Streptophyta; Magnoliopsida; Asterales; Asteraceae. Gene Ontology annotation, molecular function: transmembrane transporter activity. Gene Ontology annotation, biological process: transmembrane transport. The transcript has a single exon. Gene Ontology annotation, cellular component: membrane.